Amblyraja radiata (thorny skate) is the source of this 1649-nucleotide messenger RNA. It is a transcript of the gene slc2a9l2, whose product is annotated as solute carrier family 2 member 9, like 2. The coding region runs from base 309 to 1649 and encodes 446 amino acids. Gene Ontology annotation, biological process: dehydroascorbic acid transport. The record is from RefSeq and is a predicted model, not a curated record. Gene Ontology annotation, cellular component: plasma membrane. The transcript is spliced from 12 exons. NCBI's taxonomy places the organism in Eukaryota, Metazoa, Chordata, Chondrichthyes, Rajiformes, Rajidae. Gene Ontology annotation, molecular function: D-glucose transmembrane transporter activity.
GGGCAAAACCAAACAGCAAUGUUCAAACGCACUCGUGGAUGAAAUUGUCUUGGGUUCAAAGCAUCUGCGAACUUGGUUUAGUGUAUUAUCACGUGUACCGAGUGAGGCGAAAAGCUUUCGUGGAAUGCUACGUCAGCAGAAAAACUGACCAUGAUCACUAUCGCGCCACUCACAGUGUACAUGUACAUGAUAACGUGAAUAACAUUUAGUGCAAAAUCCAGUCCAGUAGAGUCUGAUUAUAGAUAGCCCACGGAUCUCCAGUGAAGUGGAUUGUAAUAGCUCAGCACCGCUCUCAAGUUGUUGAUAGGAUGAUUCAGUUGCCUGAUAACAGCUGGGAAGAAACUCUCCCUGAAUCUGGAGAAACACAGCACUUACGUACAAUGCAGACCAAUGAUGGGAAUGCAAGUGAGUGGAUUGAAAAAAGAACUGUGGCAAAACAACAAACCAAACAAGGUUUGACGUGCCAUCUUCUGACUGCCUCCCUGAUUGGAGCCUUUGGCUCAUCAUUUUUGUAUGGUUACAAUUUGUCUGUAGUAAAUGCACCAACAGUGUAUAUUAAAAGAUUUUGCAAUGAAUCGUGGAUAAAGCACUAUGGAACAGCACUAGAAGCUAAAUCGUUAACUCUUCUCUGGUCACUAAUAGUCUCCAUCUCUGCCAUUGGUGGCCUGUUUGGUGCAUUCAUAGUGACCUUUUUAUUAAAUUGUCUGGGCAGGAAGGGGACUCUUCUCCUAAAUAAUGGGUUUGCAAUCUUUGCUGCUUUAUUGAUGUCCCUAAGUGAAACUGCUGACUCCUUUGAAUUGCUGAUUGUAGGUCGUUUUGUUAUUGGAGUGAGUGGAGGAAUUUCUCUCAGUGCCCUUCCAAUGUAUUUGGUUGAAAUAUCACAGAAACACAUCCGCGGUGCCUUGGGGCAGAUCACGGCCGUUUUCAUCUGUAUUGGUGUCUUCACCGGCCAGAUCAUGGGACUGCCGGAGAUUCUUGGCAAGGAGUUCGGUUGGCCUAUACUGUUCGGACUAAAUGCAGUUCCGGCCCUGGUACAACUUGCUGUUCUGCCCUUCCUUCCCGAAAGCCCUCGGUACUUGCUGUUUGAAAAGAAUGAAGUUUCCAAAGCCAGAGAAGCAUUUCAAGUCUUUUAUGGGAAAGAAGACGUCACAGAGGAAAUGGAAGAAGUCCUGUCCGAGAGAAGAGCCCAGAGUGAAGUCCACAUAGCUUCGGCGUUGGAGUUGCUGCGAAAUCGGUCUGUCCGGUGGCAACUCAUCACGACCAUCGUCACCAUGUCCUGCUAUCAACUCUGCGGGUUGAAUGCUAUUUGGUAUUACACAUCCAGCAUCUUCGCCAAAGCAGGGCUAAGUAAGGAUCAAAUUCCCUACAUCACUCUGAGCACCGGUGCCGUCGAGGUUGUGUCUUCAAUUCUCUCCAGUUUGACCAUUGAAAGACUUGGUCGAAGGACCCUUCUCAUCGGUGGUUUUUGCUUGAUGGCAUUCUUCUUUGGACUACUUACAAUUUCACUUAAUCUGCAGGAACGAGCGCAAGGGAUGUCGUACUUGAGUGUGCUCUCCAUUUUGGGUGUGAUUGCAUCAUUUUGCAUGGGUCCAGAUCGAGGACGGCGAAAAGCAGCGGCGGACACUCCCCUCCCCGUCCGCGAGGUCUGA